CACCGGCCCUGCCCCAUGCCACGCACCCGGGGGGACAAGGGGGCCCCCAAGGACAGGGAGGCCCCUCGUAAGGGGAAAAAAGGAGGGGAGGUGGGUGAAAAAAACCCCAAAACCCCCGAGGACGGUGGCCACCUGGAUACCAAAAGUCCCAGCUCCGAGUCCCGGCACAGUGGCCACGGGCAGAAGAACGGCAAGAAGGACCCUGGGGACCCCCACGCUGCGGCCACCAAGAUCUACUCCCCCCUCCUCAACACCGUGUUCGGCAAGGAGCGGGAGCUGUCACCAGAGGAGCUGGAUGAGCUGCUCGACGCCUUCAAGGAAUUCGACACGGACCAGGACGGCUACAUCAGCUACAAGGACCUGGGCUCCUGCAUGCGCAUCCUGGGCUACAUGCCCACCGAGAUGGAGCUCCUCGAGAUCUCCCAGCACGUCAAGAUGAGGAUGGGCGGCCGCGUGGACUUCGAGGACUUUGUGGAGAUGAUGGGGCCGAAGUUGCGGGAGGAGACGGCCCACAUGGUGGGCAUGAGGGAGCUCAGGAUCGCCUUCCGUGAGUUCGACGUGAAUGGGGACGGGGAGAUCAGCAGCGCGGAGAUGCGGGAGGCCAUCGCGGCGCUGCUGGGGGAGCAGCUGAAGGCGCAGGAGGUGGACGAGAUCCUGCAGGACGUGGACCUCAACGGGGACGGGCAUGUGGACUUUGACGAGUUCGUUAUGAUGCUCUCAACCCGGUAAUGAAGCCUUGAGGCAGGAGGGGGCCCCCCGCUGCACCCCCUUUUCCCACUCCCCCACCCCCCUGGAUCCUUGGCAGGAGCUCCCCUGCCUGUCCGACCAGCCCAACCUUGCUGCCAGCAUUAGGGUUCAGAGUGAACAGCUGGAGCUGAGCCUGUAUCUGGGAUCGGGGGGCAGACGUGAGAUCCCCGACCCCAACAGCCCCCAGGGGCGGUGGCAGAGCUGGGGGGGGGGGGGGGGGAGGCGCUGGGGAGACCAAAUAAACCCCCUUGAUCGGA
Tyto alba (common barn owl) is the source of this 1004-nucleotide messenger RNA. It is a transcript of the gene CABP4, whose product is annotated as calcium binding protein 4. Gene Ontology annotation, molecular function: calcium ion binding. Lineage: Eukaryota; Metazoa; Chordata; Aves; Strigiformes; Tytonidae. The record is from RefSeq and is a predicted model, not a curated record.